This is a messenger RNA of Amorphotheca resinae ATCC 22711, 1108 nucleotides long. RefSeq lists its product as hypothetical. NCBI's taxonomy places the organism in Eukaryota, Fungi, Ascomycota, Leotiomycetes, Helotiales, Amorphothecaceae. The record is from RefSeq and is a predicted model, not a curated record. The coding region runs from base 1 to 1080 and encodes 359 amino acids. The transcript is spliced from 3 exons.
AUGGCUGUCCGUCAGUUACCUGCUGAGCAGCCGAGCAAAUCUCCGUUGAGUGUGGUCGAUCUAGAGAAUGAAGUUCAUAUGAAGGACGUGUUCGUUUAUUCUGAUAAUGAGAUCGGCAUCGACGAGAAGAUGACUACGAUGUCCGAAGACGCCUCUGCACCAGACGCAGAUAUUAGCACUGUUGGUCCGAUCCAAACUUGUACACCAGUUUCGAUCACCGAUGCUUCCCCGCACACGGUCUCCACCAACGCCCAACCUGAGUUCCACAAUCAGUCUAAGAGCGCCUCCCCUACUUUGGGAGGAGAUGCGGGAUCACAUGGAGCUUCCGGUACCAAUUGUCCAGUUACCAUUGAAGAGCUUUGUAUCUCCGCUCUGGGUUCCAAAGCAGCCGACGCAGAGGAGCAAACCUCGUCGAUGAUUGAGGACGCUAUGCAUUUACCGACAGUGCCAAGUACAGAGCGCCUUUCAACUUUGAAGGAUGCCAUCUACAAUCCCAUUCCAGAAUCUCCUUCUAUCAAGCACACCUCAACUUCUAUGGAGAAUGGCGCUAUCGACGCUCACAUUCCAAGGUCACCCACCCCGGAGCACAUACCGUAUUUUACGACUCUGGAGCCUGUCUCUACCGGUAUCAAUACAAGAUCACACCAUCGCUCCACACACGCGUAUAAAUCGAAGCGGCCACACCAGAAUCCAUAUAUUAAAAUGGAGUGGGUCUGUGGCUUUCUCAUGAUCGGGCGACGAAAACGUAGCAAGAAGCCGAGACAUUCGACGGUUAGCGGCACCGCGACCUCUCCGGAGAACAAUGCAGCCAAGCCUGUCGUGAAUAACCACAAGAAACGGGAGAAAGUAGGGCCUUAUCGCUCAGCGGCUGUGUGGGAGUUCAUCGGUAAGACCUUUGAUAAGGGGCGGCGAGAGAAGUCGAGGAGAAAGAGGAAAAAGGGUUCGGCUAGAAUGACUGCGCCAUUUCACGGCCUCUCCAACCUUUCAAAGGAGGUCUUCCCUGAUGAAGAGGAUAUUGAAAUGGAGCAGGGAGAGAACGAACUCGAAGACGAAUCGGGAAUGUCGAUGGAUGAGGACUGAGUACAGAGCACACAACGUUAUCGGGGCU